Physella acuta is the source of this 2367-nucleotide messenger RNA. RefSeq names its product metabotropic glutamate receptor. Gene Ontology annotation, biological process: G protein-coupled receptor signaling pathway. Gene Ontology annotation, cellular component: membrane. Gene Ontology annotation, molecular function: G protein-coupled receptor activity. The record is from RefSeq and is a predicted model, not a curated record. NCBI's taxonomy places the organism in Eukaryota, Metazoa, Mollusca, Gastropoda, Physidae.
AUGCGAGUAUUUUACUAUAUCUCAUUGUCCAUCCAGGGUGCGCCACCCUGCGCCACCCUGUUCACCCUGCGCCACUCACCCUUCACCCUGCGAAUCAGCUUCUUCUCAACGAGCCCCGUGUUGAGCAACAGAGAGAGGUUCCCGUAUUUCUUCCGGACCAUCCCUAGUGACGUGUACCAGGCGGAGGCCAUCGUCUCGCUGGUCAAGCACUUCCAGUGGAAGUACGUCAGCAUUGUGUAUGAGGAGUCCAGCUACGGCAUGUUGGAUGGAUUUAACGAAGUUGACCAGCAACUGAACAGGCACGGGAUCUGUAUCGCCCUCAGAGAGCAGCUACUCAAAGACUCGGGAGUGCCUAAAGACGAGGACUACGACAAGAUCGUUCAACGUCUGCUGGAGAAAAAGUUGGCUCGAGGUGUGAUUAUAUUCGGCUCCGACCAGGAGGUUGCUGGGCUCAUGAGGGCCGUCAGAAGGGCCGGGGAGACGGGGACGUUUGCCUGGAUUGGCUCUGACGGCUGGGGAGGCAGAGGUCUGGCUUACAUGGGCAAUGAGGAGGAGGUCGAGGGUGCCGUGACCGUCCAGCCACUGGCAGAAGAGGUCCAAGGAUUUAAAGACUAUUUCCUGAAGCUUCGACCGUCGUCCAACACACGGAACCCCUGGUUCCCCGAGUACUGGGAGGACGUGUUCCAGUGCCGCCAUGAAAAAGCCCCCCGCACCCCAAAUAACAAAUAUUACAACAGGACAUGCCAGGAGGACAUGAGCAUCGAGGAGGACCACCCCUUCAUGAUGGAGGCCCAGCUACAGUUCGUGUCAGACUCCGUCAUGGCCUUCGCUUACGCCUUCAAGGAGAUCCACGGCAACUUCUGUCUCGGGGUCCCAGGUGUAUGUGAGGCCAUGAAAAAGGUACCGGGGGAGGUCAUCAAAGACGCUCUCCAAAAAGUCAAGUUUACAGGUCUAUCUGGCCAAGAGUUCGAGUUCCUGUCCAAUGGGGACGGGCCAUCUCGGUACAGGAUCCUCAACUUUAGGAAGACGGAGUCAGGGGGCUACGAGUGGGCGACGGUUGGAUUUUAUAAGAACAGCACGUUAAAUAUCACGGACCCGAUCAUCUUCCGGACGACAGAGCCGGACCACCCCCCGUCCGUGUGCAGCUCCAAGUGUAGCCGUGUCCAGUACAUGGAGCCUAUCCCCGGGGACCCGUGCUGUUGGUACUGUAAGGACUGUCUCACAUACCAGUACCGUCCUGAUGAGACCAAGUGUGUUGAGUGUCCUGACGGCACCCUCCCCAGCUACAACAUGACGUCAUGUAUCGAGAUCCCACCCAUCUACCUCCGCUACACCGACGCCAUCGCCCUCGCCGCCAUGGCCGUGGCCACCCUCGGCAUCCUGGCCACCCUAGUCACCGCCGCCAUCUUCCUGAAGCACAACAACACGCCCGUGGUCAAGGCCUCGGGCCGAGAGCUCAGCUUCGUCUUGCUGCUGGGCAUAUUCCUGUGUUACACCAUGACCUUCCUGCUCGUCUCCAAACCAACCAAGUACGUCUGCGGCGCUCAGACCAUCGGCAUCGGCUUCUGCUUCUCCGUCUGCUACUCCGCCAUCUUGACCAAAACAAACCGGAUAUCCCGGAUAUUUAGAGCCGGAAAACGAACCGUAAAACGUCCGAAAUUCAUAAGUCCUGAGUCGCAGCUGGUGAUCUGCGCGAGCCUGGUGGCGUGUCAGAUCAUCGUCAGCCUGAUCUGGCUACUGACCAGCCCGCCCAACGCCCGGUCGUUCUACGCCCGGCGGGACGACCACCAACUGGUAUGCGAGGCGGCCAUCGGGUUCGCCUACAUGAUAGGGUUCUCGUACCCCAUCUUCCUGGUGCUAGUCUGCACGGUGUACGCCGUCAUCACGCGGAAGAUUCCAGAAGCUUUCAACGAAUCCAAGUACAUCGGAUUUACCAUGUACACGACGUGUAUAAUAUGGGCGGCGUUUGUCGUGAUCUAUUUGAGCACCUCCCACAACAUACAGAUCCGUAUAGCGACAAUGUGUUUCUCCAUCAGCCUGAGCGCCACUGUGGCGCUUAUCUGCAUGUUCACGCCAAAGUUGUACAUCAUCAUCAUGCGGCCAGAGAGGAACGUGCGUCAGAGCAUGAUGGCUAAAAAUAUGCACGUCAAGCUCAACAAUAGCUCGCCCGGGGGUCGGGUCGACUCGGGUACCCAGAGUGACGAUUUUGAAAUGUCCCGUCACCUACGCAGCUCCGGUUCAUUCAGCAGCGCGUACAGCCGGUCCACCAACGCCACCCAGACCUACAGCAACGGUCACAGCAUCAGCACCCAGACCCUGGACAGUGUGGGCGACCCAAGGUUCGAUGACGAUGACGUGGAGUUAUGA